AUGACAGACUAAAUGUAGUGAACUCUUUCAAAGUUGAAUUUUUUUGUAACAAGAAAUCAGUCGUCGUUCAUUUGUGCCAGUGAGAACACUGAAAAUGAAGGUUUUAGUUGUUGUCGUUAUACUUUGUGUGGCUGUUGCUUCGGCCAAAGAAAUUUGGGAAGGCAAAAAAUACAAACUGUACGAUUCGGUCAAAUUCGACGACUACAUGCGAAAAUUGGGCGUCAACUUUUUCCUCAUACAAAUCGGUAAUCUAGUCAGCCCGACGGUGGAAUUGAGAAAACUGCCCAACGACAGAUACGAGCUGAUCACGGAAUCAACGUUCCAGAACACAGACAUCACAUUCAAACUUGGCGAAGAAUUCGAUGAAGAAACGGUGGACGGUCGUAAAGUGAAGACUGUUAUGACACUGGAAGGCAAUACAUUAACGCAGAAACAAGGAGGCACUCCACCGUCAACAAUUAUUCGAGAAUUCGGCGAUAGGGAAAUGGUUUGCAAGUUGAGCGUUUACGAUGUGGUUGCAACCCGUAAAUAUCGUCUCACAUAAUUUGAUUGUAAUGUGCAUCAUUUUGAAAUUUGUAUGUAGUAAUAGUGAACCGUUUUUAUUUGCCAGUGCGAGAUAAUCUUCGCCUUCGAAAGUAUAUGCUUGAUAAAAUAGGUACACACAUUAUGCUUCUAAAUUAUUGUUUUGACUAGUGGUAACGUAAAAACACAAAUUUGGAAGCUGGUACGUAAUUUACUAUUAACGACGGUGUCAAUGUUUGUAAAAAUAUUUUCCAUUAAAUAAAUGCAAUUAUCACGAG
This is a messenger RNA of Bradysia coprophila, 800 nucleotides long. RefSeq names its product fatty acid-binding protein, muscle-like. Lineage: Eukaryota; Metazoa; Arthropoda; Insecta; Diptera; Sciaridae. Gene Ontology annotation, molecular function: lipid binding. The record is from RefSeq and is a predicted model, not a curated record.